UGAAGACAAGAGAGCUGUCUAGCUGAGAAAAUCAGUCAGAAGCAUUGAAUAAACAUUGAGCAUAGCAAAUACAACCAUGUGCAAUGUUCUGAAAAAGAGAAAAAAAAAUACUGAGGAACAGACAUCAGACAGAUCGGCCACGGAGAAGAACAGCUGAUGAAAGGAGCAUUGUGAGAGCUGUGAAGAAAAACCCCAAAGCAACAGUCCAUGACCAACACCAUCACCAACAGUUUAUAUAGAGCUGAGGAGUUAUCAAAAAGAAAUGGGCACUACUUUAAAUAUAUCAUGGCCAGAUGUCAAUUAUCUCUAUUACAUUUUAAUGGAGGGUUUUAAGGAUUUAAUUGACAACUUCCAAGCGGGGAACAUUUGCUACAUGGAGGAAGCUGAAUAUCUGAAAACAGUCAGUGAGUCACCUGACAAAAAGUUACGUGUGUAUUUUCCAGACACAUAUACGCCCAGAAAUGCGGAUGUUUCUUGUCUGCAACCUCUAAAGACUGAAGAAGCUGGUCUUCUCUUGGCUAUUACUGAUGACUCGGAGCGGCUUCACUGGUAUCUGGAGAAACAACAACUGGAGAAGGCUUUGGCCCUGAAUACCGAUCAAGAAAUUAUCGUGGAUGUGAACUCCCAGUUGUGUCGCGGUGUGCUCAGGUACAUUGGGCCAAUCACUUCAAAACGUCUGUUUUACGGGGUGUAUAUAUUCCCCACCUAUUUUGGAGUGGAGUUACAGGGUGAUGAUGCAAAGAAUGGAGUUUGUGAUGGGACCUAUCAAGGAAAACGUUUUUUCCAGUGUGACCACAACAGUGGUAUAUUUGUGCCUUUCAGUAAGCUUAGGUUCCUAUCUGCCCAAAAGAUGCCUACCGCAGUUAUCAAGGAACCAUCAGUGGACAAUAUGGAACAGCUGAAAAUUGGAGACAAGGUCCAAUUCUUCACAGAAGAUAACACAACCAAAUUCGGAGUGGUCGUAGAGUUGAUGGAGAAGGAGGCUGUGAUUGUAACAGAUGGAGAAGAAAGCAGCUCUGACCUUAAAAUACCACUGGAGUGUGUGAUGAAGGAGGAGAUGCUCUCCAAAGAUCUGGAGCAUGAUGGCAAGAUGGACAGGCGGGAGCCCUUGCUAGUCCAAGCAAAGAGGAAAAAUAGUGAUGAAACGUUUGGACUGACCCUGAACUCCAUGGUGGAAGUGUACCUAACAGCAGGGAAAACUGCCUAUGGCAUCGUUCGUUGGCUUGGCAAGCUUCCAGGGAAAAGUGAAACUUUUGCAGGACUCGAACUGGAGGAUGAUGUAGGAAUUUGUGAUGGAUCAUUCAAAGGACAGAGAUGUUUCUUUUGUGCCCCAAGACGAGGACUGUUUGUGAGACUGCAGGUUUGCCGCCCAGACAGCCGCUUUCAAAGGAAGAGCCCACGCUGUGACAUGAACAGCUCCUAUCAAUCAGAUUACCAGUAUAAUGAUAGGGUGCCACCACUGGUGAAUGGGAAAGCCUCUCAGGUCCUGCUGGGCAAGAUGAAAGGCAUACAGGGCCACUGCAACUCCUGCUACAUGGAUUCAGUACUUUUCAGUUUAUUUUCCUGUUCUCUUGUGCUGGACUCUAUGCUUUAUAAAAGCAGCAACAAAAAAGACUCUCCAAUCCAGACCACCUUGCGUGAGGAAAUUGUCAACCCACUCAGAGCAAAAGGAUUUGUUCCCUCAGACAGUGUGAUGAAGCUGAGGACUCAGCUCAUGGAAAGGGGACAUAGUGCCAGUUUUACCACUGAUGAGAAAGAUCCCGAAGAGUUCUUAACCCUCAUCAUGCAUCACAUUUUGGAGGUGGAGCCUCUCCUACACUUACAACAGCCAGGACAAAAAGAGCAGGGUGCGUACUGCUACCAAAUCUUUAUUGAGCAGGACAAUGGAUUGAUCAUCCCUUCUGUGCAGCAGCUUCUGGAACAUUCCUUUCACAGCUCCGUCCUCAAGCUGUCUGAGGUUCCAUCAUGCCUGAUCAUUCAGAUGCCACGGUUUGGAAAGAAGUUCAAGCUCUUUGAUAAGAUCAUUCCUUCUCUAGAACUGGACAUUACAGAUCUGCUUUCUAACAACCCUCGGUCAUGUGUUAUCUGUGGAGACCUGGCUGACCAAGAAUGCAGUGACUGUUUCAAGGACCACAUUUUCUCAAAUGCAGGAUUUAAGCAGUUUUGCAGAAAUUGCUCACAACAGGUUCAUUGUCACCCACGCCGCAAGGACCACCACCCUACCAAAAUCCAGCUGCCACAGGGUUUACAGAAUGGCUGUGAUGCACAGAGAUACCGUGUGCACCGAGAGGUUCUGGAGCUGUUUGCUGUCCUCUGCAUAGAAACAAGUCAUUAUGUUUCAUUUGUCAAGUAUGGACCGCAAAAUCAGCAGUGGAUGUUCUUCGACAGCAUGGCAGAUCGUCACGGUGACAAAGAUGGCUACAACAUUCCCACAGUGAUCCAGUGUCCAGAGGUAGCCAAAUACUUGGACAUGCCUUUGAAUGAGCUGGCCAGGCAGAAUCCCCGUGACAUGGAGGGGGUGGCUAAAAGACUCUUCUGCGAUGCCUACAUGUUUCUGUAUCAAAGUAAAAGGAUGGCUCUGUAUAAGUGACGAGAGGAGGCGAGGUAGAAGAUGUCAUCUGGCACUGCGUAAACCCAGCCACAAUGAAUCCUGAAUUGUGUAACUGGAAGAUGCUGCUUGUUUAAUGCUGUUUAGUCCUUUUUCAAGAGCUUGCCUGCUUUGCACAGUCACGAUGGGUGGCCUUUCUCUUUUAAAUGGUGGCACUAUGUGGACAUACUAUAUUAAGAAACCCCUCUGUAAGGACGUGAUUACAUGUAUUUGCCUAAUUCUUAGCAGGUCAUGCCUUCUAAGCUGGAAAUAUCCCUGUGACGUGGUAAGUAAGGAGUCGCUAUGCAGCUCCUGGUGGACCCCCAGGUAUUGAACGACAAGCAGGCAGACUGAAGAUUGUUAUAAUCAAGUAAUAAUGUAAGGAAAUAUGGCAACAUUUUUCUCCCAUAAUCAUAAAAGCAACAAAGUCUCACAAAGUGGAACAAGUGUGAUAAAAUAGCAAACUUCAGAUCCGUUUUUGAUAAAUGAUGUGUUUUUUAUAGAUAAUUUAGAAUUUGUGGACAAGUGAAGAUGAUCUGCAGCAGCAUGAUAAUGCAAUGUCUAACCAAUUUGUACAUUCUGUGAAUUAUGAGAACAGAGGACCCUUUAAUGCCGACUAAAUCAUUAGGGUGGUCUGCCUUGAAUGUGCUUUGAUGGCUGAAGUUAAUGAGUUCAGCCACGUGUGGGAUUUUGAUUAGUACAAAAAAGAGAUUUUGUCAGUUUCAUUAAUUGAUCUAUCCAUCCAUUUUUUGUGCCCAGUUUUUCACUACAAGGUUUUAGAGAGCUUGUAGAACAGAGUUUACUUCAAUAUUUUAUUUGUACAGAGUCUGCUGGCCAGCAUAACUAAAGCAAAAUCUGUCAAGCACAGCGUCCACUGAUUACCUGCAAUAGAUAUUUGUCUUUAUGUAUUUUACCAAAAUGAGAAAUUACACACCAAGAGGGAGUGUUUGUGUACUGUAUGUGUCAACCAUUCGAAUAAUGUAUAACUUCAUUGGGAAUUCGACUAUAAUAAAUUAAUACAGGGAAGAAAAAAUUAAA
This is a messenger RNA of Polypterus senegalus (gray bichir), 3625 nucleotides long. RefSeq names its product cylindromatosis (turban tumor syndrome), like (gene cyldl). The record is from RefSeq and is a predicted model, not a curated record. Gene Ontology annotation, molecular function: cysteine-type deubiquitinase activity; K63-linked deubiquitinase activity. Gene Ontology annotation, biological process: protein K63-linked deubiquitination. The transcript is spliced from 15 exons. NCBI's taxonomy places the organism in Eukaryota, Metazoa, Chordata, Cladistia, Polypteriformes, Polypteridae. Gene Ontology annotation, cellular component: cytosol. Bases 263 to 2590 code for a protein of 775 amino acids.